Petromyzon marinus (sea lamprey) is the source of this 3984-nucleotide messenger RNA. RefSeq names its product hippocampus abundant transcript 1 protein-like. The record is from RefSeq and is a predicted model, not a curated record. Gene Ontology annotation, molecular function: transmembrane transporter activity. Gene Ontology annotation, biological process: transmembrane transport. NCBI's taxonomy places the organism in Eukaryota, Metazoa, Chordata, Hyperoartia, Petromyzontiformes, Petromyzontidae. Gene Ontology annotation, cellular component: membrane.
AUGAACGUCACAACAAAAAACACAGCGGCGAUGACGUAAUUUUCUCCGACGCGGAGAUGAGGCGUUAACACGCGCGGGUGACGUCACGCCGCCGGCCCAGACGGAGAAGUUCGCUUACAAUAGCGGAGGCGGGCAGGAGGUAGCGGGUAUUGAUUUUAUCCGCCGCUGAAGAUGAUGAUAAUAUGACGCAAGGCAAGAAAAAGAAGAGGGUAAAUCGCAGCGUGAUGCUCGCCAAAAAACUCAUCAUCAAGGAGGGCGGCGCGCCUCGUGGAAUUGGCCAGCCGAGCGUCUACCACGCAGCCUUCGUCAUCUUCCUCGAGUUCUUCGCAUGGGGGCUUCUCACCGCACCCACGCUGACCGUGCUGCACGAGACCUUUCCCCAGCACACGUUCCUCAUGAACGGCCUCAUACAGGGUGUCAAGGGCUUGCUGUCGUUUCUCAGCGCGCCUCUCAUUGGCGCGCUCUCCGACGUCUGGGGUCGCAAGUCCUUCCUGCUGCUCACUGUCUUCUUCACCUGCGCACCCAUCCCGCUCAUGAGGAUCAGUCCCUGGUGGUACUUUGCCAUCAUCUCCGUGUCGGGGAUCUUCUCGGUCACCUUCUCCGUGGUGUUCGCCUACGUGGCCGACGUGACGCCCGAGCACGAGCGCAGCUCCGCAUAUGGCCUGGUGUCGGCGACGUUCGCGGCCAGCCUGGUGACCAGCCCGGCGAUCGGCGCGUACCUGAGCACGGCGUACGGCGACGGGCUGGUGGUGGCGCUGGCCACCGGCGUGGCCCUGCUGGACAUCGCCUUCAUUCUCGUCGCCGUGCCUGAGUCGCUGCCCGAGAAGAUGCGGCCGGCCUCGUGGGGGGCGCCCAUCUCCUGGGAGCAGGCCGACCCCUUCGCUUCUCUGCGUAAAGUUGGGCAGGACUCGACAGUGCUGCUCAUCUGCAUCACGGUGUUCCUGUCCUACCUGCCCGAGGCCGGGCAGUACUCUAGCUUCUUCCUCUACCUGCGCCAGAUCAUGGGAUUUUCAGCUGGCAGUGUUGCUGCGUUCAUUGCUGAGCUCGGAGUUUUAUCAAUUCUGGCACAGACGCUUGUGCUGAGCGUGCUAAUGCGGUCGAUCGGGAACAGAAACACCAUCCUCCUGGGACUUGGCUUCCAGAUGCUGCAGCUCACGUGGUACGGGUUUGGCUCCCAGCCCUGGAUGAUGUGGGCGUCGGGCGCCGUGGCCGCCAUGUCCAGCAUCACAUUCCCCGCCGUGUCGGCGCUCGUCUCGCGGAACGCCGACGCCGAUCAGCAGGGCGUGGUGCAGGGCAUGGUGACGGGGAUCCGGGGGCUGUGCAACGGCCUGGGCCCCGCACUCUACGGCUUCAUCUUCUACCUCUUCCACGUGGAGCUGGACGAGCUGCCGGCAAUGGGCGAUAGCGCUGCCCCCCAGGGCGAGCCUCGCACGCCGCACCGGCCCUCCACGCAGCAGACCAUCAUCCCGGGGCCACCGUUCCUGUUCGGCGCCUUCCUGGUGCUGCUGGCGCUGCUCGUGGCCCUGUUCAUCCCCGAGCACACGGGGCUGGCGCCCGCGUACAGGAGGCACGCGGGGGGUCACGCGGGGGGUCACGCGGGGGGCCACGCGGGGGGCCACGCGCACUCGCCGCCCGUGACGGAGGGCGAGGAGCCGCUGCUGCAGGACAGCCCCGUGUGAGCCGAGAGGGGGGAGAUGCGCGCGUGUGCGCGCGUCCACACGAGAGGCGACACUGUGCCCUGUGCCGACACGUCCCACCGUGCCCCAGCCGGCAGGUGUCUUACAAACAAAAACGAAGGCAACGGGGGCGAACAAAACAACAACGAAAAUCUACUCGUGUUUUUUUUUUGUGUGUGUUUGGAGAAGAAGGAAAAAAAACAAAACAACAAAAAAAACUUGACGUGAGGAGGCUGCCGCGCGUCAUCGUCGUCGUGAGCGUCGCCGAAUUGAACUGCGGAGAAAAUCGCCGUCUUGUUCGAUGGGAAGGCGGGGGGGGGGGGAGAGACGUCCCAGGAGAUGGAACGACGGGUCGGCGAUCCCGUCCGCCCGACCGCCGAGGGGUCCCGUGUUUCAUUGGGCGCGCCAAGCAAUGAAGGCCGCCAACGCGUUUUGGGAGGGUAAAAAAAAAAGGCAGCUGUGUUGUUUUAUAAGCUGUACAUUUGUACGAAGUGUAAAUGUUUGCUUGUGUGUGUGUGUGCGUGCGUGCGUUAUCGCUGUCCGGUCCCCUGAGCCGCCCCACCUCCCGGUUGUGAAGAAGUCGGUGGGACGUUUAUUGUUUUAGUUUGUUCUCACUGUCACGUGAGUUUUAUUGUCAGACUUAACCGGCUCAGGAGGCCUUUCAGAAUUAUAGCCCCCUUGCUCCCACUGCUGCUGGGUAACAAAGGUAGUUUCACUGUACACCUGAUUUUCGGUUUAAAAUCUCCUGGUGUGUUAUUAUUGUUGUUGUUGGCAUCUUGUCAUGGCAGGCGGUCUGCACCCCCGAUUAGAACGGUUGGCUACGUACGGCGCGAGUGGUGUGCCGCGUGGCAUCGUGUCGGCCGAUGGCCUGUGCGGAGAUGCUUAUUGAAGUCACCUCAACACAGAGCUCUCUUCCAACACGAGGCAGAACAGCUUUCUUGCUCUCCAUCAAGAAAGAGCUUCGGCGUGGCAGAUUGUAAAGUUUCGUGCUCAGAACUGGCAUAAGCUGAAUCGAGCCAAAACCAAAUUAAACGUUGGGAGUUUCUUUUAAGCGCAGCGAAUGCUUCACAGAAUCAAGGGAAUUAAUUCGCUCGCAGCUCGCUCACCAAGUGGCCCGGUUUCGCUGUGACUGGAACCCGGAUUUGAACCUAGGCUCUCAUUUGUCGUUGGCUUAGUGCUUUGACGUGGCCAUUGAGACCCUCUUGAGCCACGUGACCAGCCACGUCUGCUUCACCUGCGCACCUACCUCAAAGCCCCUGGACAUGUCUUUUUUUGUCCUCACUAAACUCCACCACCUGCAGCAAAGCAUUAUCACCCACGAGCAAAAUAACUAAAAGACCGUUCUAUUUGUUUGCUUAAUAAGGUUGCUGUUGUUACACUGCGACCUUUAAUUUAUUACCCCUCGAGAAAAAUGGGUGGUUCGAGUUGCAUUCACUUUGGGAAUGGUAGCAUCUCUCUCGGGGGUCUUUACAGCGAUGCCCCCCCCCCACCCGUGCCCACUAUUUGAGAGGUCGAUCCUCUGGGUGGCUGAGCAGUCAUUCAAGCAUUCAUUACAGCCGAUGCCUACAAUGACACUGCACGUCCCCCAUCGCUUCCUUCCUGCUGCCAGAUCUCAGUCGACACUCGGUGGUCCACCCUUACGGCCGUAUCCCCAUAUGUCCCUUUACCUUGGGGGUACGGGCUGCUCGAAUAUUAGUCGCUUGCCCCCCCCCCCCCCCCCCCCCCGCUUUCUCCGAUUGUGCCAAUGUUUGGUUAAGCGUCUCGCAGCACAGAUGCACGAUCACAGAUGGGCUUCAGAUUCUAAACGUCGUGGAGUUUUAAGGUCGGCUUAGGACCGUCGUGUGGAUUUUUCGGGUGGUUCGCCGUUGCGCACGAGUUUCACAACAUCUCCGCGUCGACGGCCGUGGGAGUUGUACGGCGGCAGCGUCGUUGCCCGUUAAGCGGCACGGUUCCGGUCAGCCCGAAGCUAAACAAAAAGAUUCGCGCCGUCUCGAAAGUCGGGGUCGAUGGGUUCCAACUGUCGUUUGCGUGGGUCUCGCAGCGCUGGGACUCAGCUUGCAGCUCGCGAGAGAAAAGAAUGCACGGAUCAGUGACUAAGAUCCAGCUUCUGUUUGUCCAUUUUAGGGUUGGACACCUCGUUUGGCCAUUAGCUGAUAAAGCCACGAUAUUGCUGAUGAGGCUCGGUAAAGUUGAAACCUCGUUGAAGUUGCCUUGCGUUCUAAAGGAAUGCUUGCUUAGAACGCUUAUCAGAUUGGGGUGAUGGGAUAAAUAUAAUGAAAUGUAAGCAAUUUAAACAACAACAAACAAC